Bipolaris zeicola 26-R-13 is the source of this 648-nucleotide messenger RNA. RefSeq lists its product as uncharacterized. The record is from RefSeq and is a predicted model, not a curated record. The transcript has 3 exons. Lineage: Eukaryota; Fungi; Ascomycota; Dothideomycetes; Pleosporales; Pleosporaceae. The coding region runs from base 1 to 648 and encodes 215 amino acids.
AUGUCAUAUCACGGGUCUUGGAUCUUUUCUGUUGCUAUAUUGGCGGAUGUACACCUGCGAAGCGUCCGUGCUGACUGCUACCUUAAAGAUAAGGUGAAAUAUUGCGGGGACAAUAUAUAUUGCCACGGUUCGUCGAGUAGGUGCUGCGAUACUGGCUCAACAUACUUCGUCGAUCCCAUGACAGGAGAGGUUAAGGAUGCCAGCGAGGCCGACUCAGUUGCUUCCGCAAUCUGGUGGGAUUUGACGAAUACGAGUUCACCUGCUACGUCUUCUACGAUGUAUCCGGAGUCCACAAGCUCUAUCACCACUUCUUCUGCGUCUGAGACUACACCACCUCCAUCUACUCGCCUGUCUCCUGGCGCCACCGCAGGAAUCGGCGUGGGAUGCGGAGUCGCAGUCAUUUCAGUAGGUAUCCUUGCGUGGCUGCUUAUCCGUCGGCGAAAGAAGUCCAAGUCGCAGAACGUGGUAGGGUAUAGUGCCUAUGUGCCACCCGAGCACCAGGUGAGCCCGGUGACAGUUGAAAAGUAUCCCCAGAUGAGUUAUGUGCAGCCAUAUAGGGAACAUGAGGUAACGCACGAGUUGGAUGAGGGGCAACCGAGGGCAGAAUUGCAUACGACUGUCAUGAAAGAUAAGGGUAGCAAGCAGUAA